AUGGAAGAAAUAGACAUUAAUUCAUAUGACAAGAAUGAGGAUAUGGAAUGUACCUUUUUUGAGCAAGAAAAGUAUGAUAUAUUGGCCUUAUCCGAUAGAGGCGUCAUUAAUUCACAUAUGAAGAAAAAUAUUAUUCACUGGAAUAAUCGUUAUAGUUAUAACCAGUUGAAAAAUAAAGACAGUUUAAUCAUGUUUUUAGUUAAUAUAUUUAGGUCUCUUUUUCUCUCAAACUGUAUUGACAAAAAUAUUGAUAAUGUUUUGUUAAGCAUAGAGGAAAUGUUUACAGACCAUUAUUACAAUCCUAUGCACAGCAGAUUGAAGUAUUUAAUAGACGAUGUUGGCAUAUUUUUUACAAAAUUACCCAUUACUAAGGCUUUUCAUACAUAUAAUAAAAAAUACAGAAUAACAAAAAGGUUGUAUGCCCCUCCAACAUUUAAUGAAGUUAGACAUAUCCUCAACCUUGCUCAGAUCUUAUCUGUUGAAGAUGGACUGGAUUUACUAACUUUUGAUGCAGACGAAACAUUAUACCCAGAUGGCUAUGAUUUUCAUGAUGAAGUUUUAGCUAGCUACAUUUCCAGCUUGCUAAAGAAAAUGAACAUAGCAAUAGUUACUGCCGCUUCCUACAACAACGAUGCGGAAAAAUAUCAAAAACGGUUGCAGGAAUUGUUAAAAUAUUUUUCUAAGCAUAAUAUUGAGGAUGGAUCUUACCAAAAUUUUUAUGUUAUGGGGGGUGAAAGUAAUUACUUAUUUAAAUGCAAUGAAAAAGCGAACCUAUAUUCAGUACCUCAAGGUGAAUGGAAUCAUUAUAAAAAGCAUGUAGAUGAUGAGACGGUUCAGAAUAUAUUAAAUAUAUCUCAGAAAUGCUUAGAACAGGUGAUUACAGAUUUUAGACUAUGUGCACAAAUUCAAAGAAAAGAAAAAUCAAUUGGUCUAGUCCCUAAUAAAAUGCCAUCAUUAAAUAAUAAAAAUGAGCAAAAGAAUUACAUGAUAAAGUACGAAGUAUUAGAGGAGGCUGUUAUUCGCGUGAAGAAGGAGAUUAUAAAAAAUAAAAUAGAGGUACCAUACUGUGUAUUUAACGGAGGUCAGGAUUUGUGGGUGGAUAUAGGGAAUAAGGCAGAGGGGUUAAUAAUCUUACAGAAAUUAUUAAAAAUACAGAAAAAAAAAUGUUGUCAUAUUGGUGAUCAAUUUUUAUACUCAGGAAAUGACUUCCCCACAAGGUUUUGCAGUUUAACUUUAUGGGUUAGUAACCCACAAGAAACAAAGGCCUGCUUAAAAAGUAUACUGAACUUAAAUAUGAAAUCUUUUGUUCCUGAAGUUUUAUAUGAAAACCAAUAG
Plasmodium malariae is the source of this 1335-nucleotide messenger RNA. RefSeq names its product IMP-specific 5'-nucleotidase, putative. The record is from RefSeq and is a predicted model, not a curated record. Gene Ontology annotation, biological process: nicotinic acid riboside biosynthetic process; inosine salvage; nucleotide metabolic process. Gene Ontology annotation, molecular function: magnesium ion binding. The transcript is spliced from 9 exons. The coding region runs from base 1 to 1335 and encodes 444 amino acids. Lineage: Eukaryota; Apicomplexa; Aconoidasida; Haemosporida; Plasmodiidae.